AUGGCGGACAUGCCAAUCGAGCGUGAUACGUUGAUAGCUCAGUACGUAGGCGAGGUGAUAAGUCGAGCGAUGUAUCGGGAACGUGAAGAAAAGGUAAGAUACCCUGUGAAUACAAAUGAGGUGAUUGAUGCACGCUUCAUUGGAGGAAUCGCCCGAUUUGCGAACCAUAGUUGCUCGCCAAAUUGUGUUAUGGAGCGCUGGGAGGUCGGUGGUGAGACCUGUUGUGGAAUAUUUUCCGUCACCGCUAUUAACAAGGGAGAAGAAAUUACCAUCAAGUACGGAAGGGCGUUUGUACGAGAUCAGGUAAGCUAA
This is a messenger RNA of Phytophthora infestans T30-4, 312 nucleotides long. Its product is annotated as SET domain-containing protein, putative. The transcript has 2 exons. Gene Ontology annotation, cellular component: nucleus; chromatin. The coding region runs from base 1 to 312 and encodes 103 amino acids. Gene Ontology annotation, molecular function: protein binding; histone H3K36 methyltransferase activity. The record is from RefSeq and is a predicted model, not a curated record. Gene Ontology annotation, biological process: regulation of DNA-templated transcription. NCBI's taxonomy places the organism in Eukaryota, Oomycota, Peronosporomycetes, Peronosporales, Peronosporaceae.